This is a messenger RNA of Pelodiscus sinensis (Chinese soft-shelled turtle), 2034 nucleotides long. NCBI's taxonomy places the organism in Eukaryota, Metazoa, Chordata, Testudines, Trionychidae. The record is from RefSeq and is a predicted model, not a curated record.
GCGGGCGGGCUGCAGGGGGCAAAGGGGUGCUCCCCAGCCAGCCUUUCUUCAUCCCUCCACGCGGGCAACCCGCUUCAGCCUCAUGUCGCCUGAAGUGAGCGAGGGAGUGAUCGUCCUCCCCCUUAUUCCCACAGAGCGGUCAAGACUCACUGCCAUGGCCGAGGAACCUGCCACUGUUUGCUUCAAUGAAGAGGAUUUUUAUUGUCCAGUGUGCCAGGAGGUGUUCAAAACGCCUGUGAGGACAGUUACCUGCCAACACGUGUUCUGCAGGAAAUGUUUCCUGACAGCAAUACGAGAAAGUGGAACGCAUUGUCCUCUGUGCCGGGGAACUGUGACUAAAAAAGAAAGAUCAUGUCCCAGAAGAGCCCUGGAUGUUGAAAACAACAUGAAGAAGCUUUCUGGAGGUUGUAGAUGCUGUGAAAAGCAGGUUAGGUUUUCUCGCAUGAGACACCAUUAUAAAACAUGUAAGAAGUACCAGGAUGAAUAUGGUGUUUCGUCUAUUAUUCCAAACUUUCAGAUUUCUCAAGAUUCAACAGGGAACAGUAAUAGGAGCGAUACAUCUACAUCUGAUAAUGGAGAGAUGGCUAAUCUUCAGACACUUCAGGAAGAUGCAAGUGCACAUCCCACAUUCAAAUGCCCCCUCUGUCAGGAAACCAACUUUACCCGGCAACACCUACUGGAUCAUUGUAACAAUAGGCACCUUUAUCAGAUAGUUCCUGUGGUUUGUCCAAUUUGUGUGUCUCUCCCAUGGGCAGAUCCUAGUCAGGUUACUAGAAAUCUUGUUAGCCAUCUAAAUCUAAGACACCAGUUCGACUAUGGAGAAUUUGUGAAUCUUCAGCUUGAUGAAGAAACCCAGUACCAAAAUGCUGUUGAAGAAUCUUGUCACGUGACUAUUUAAAAAGUGUAGGUCCUCUGCAUCCUGAGGGGAAAGCUACAUUAAUUCAAUCAGUAAUCUGAAAUGUAUAUUAAUAAAAAGGGAAUUCAAUAUUCGGGCUUUUUCAAGUUGAAUGUUUUUUCCAAGAACAAAAGUUUUUAAAAUGCUUUUUGAUUAGACAGAAAUUGAGUAAAUUUUAUUAUUAGAAUUCUUAAUUCUACAUAAUUGAUGGUACAACUAUUAGAGAGAUGUUAAGUCAUUUUACUGAGAAUAGAGUUCUUUUACUUUUAAGUAAGACUAUACUGGAGCUAGUCACUGGCGUGUUUUCAUUUCUGUGUAAAUUUUCAUGGUUUUGUUGAUCUUGCAGUUAUAUUUUUGUUAAUGCCAAAAUGGGAAGGGGUGGAGGGUGAAAUCAGAUGCAAAGAUGCUGUGUUGCACUUUGCUUUUUAUAGUCAGGGUUUCAGUUGCAAAAUUAUAUCCACGAGAGAAUAUUUAUAUGUAACUUUUCUUUAAAACUGAAGUAAUAUUUUUACUAUGAUUAUUUCUAACAAUAAAAGUGAGGAAGUUGUUUUCAAUAGUACAGUGUUUUAGAGCAUAUUUACUUACAUCACUAAGAAGGAAUGCUAUAUCAUGGGCUAAGGGAAAUUACUUUUGUUAUUUCUCUGGGGUAUAACUGAAAUAGGACAUCUUGCUUCUGGGGCUGAGGUGCUAGGAGCUCUUCCCAUACCCUUAGCAAACUGGUGGAGAGAAGUGCUUUUUGUCACUGGACGGUGUGUCUUGUGAAUGAUUCAAAGAUAACAUUCAAAGAAAAAGUCUUUUUUUCAUAUAUGAAAAAGAGUGUUUUGUCUUUAUUUUCUUUGUUAGUUUCAUUGGAAAUCUAGGUUGUGUUUACCCUGUUUUUCAUGGAAGACAUUAAGUUUGAAAAGGACAUAGGAUUAGGACGUAAUUGGUAUCAAGGCAUGUUUUCUCAGUCAUCGUUUAAAAUUUUAGCAUAAACAGUUGAGAGCCAAAAAGAUUCACCACUUCCAGAUCUUACAUUAAGGUUGUGAAAGUUCCUAUUCUAGUGCUCCCUCCAAAAAGAAUCUCCGAAAAACAGAAAAGGUAAGGCUUGAUAGUCCCACAAUUUAAAAACACAAGCAGUUUUUAAAAAAAAUGGGCUU